Paramuricea clavata is the source of this 876-nucleotide messenger RNA. Lineage: Eukaryota; Metazoa; Cnidaria; Anthozoa; Malacalcyonacea; Plexauridae. The record is from the annotation of a GenBank genome assembly.
AUGUCAUCUUUAUUUAAAAAGUGUGUGCAAAAGUAUAUCAAGUGUUUUCCUAAUGGGGAAUUUUACCAAAGGAGAAAGCCGAAAAGCAUAAGUUCUUACUCUAGCCUGGAGGAUAGGCUUGCUGACCACGUGUAUGAACUAAUGACUUGUUUAGACACUGAGGUCAUCACUUCAGAAAUCAAAGCUAUGAUCAUGAAAAAUAGCGAUAUUUCAGCUGUGGAUGAAUCUGAGCUUUUUUUUACGCCAAAUAACAAUGAAACUCAUAAUAGUCCAGUUACAACGAAUCGCUCAAGUGGCUGGUCUGGAAUGAAGAGCAAGCUUGCUUCUUUGGAAGCCGGGCAGAUCAUCUUUCGUGAAGGGCUCACACGGGAAAUAAACGAACUGUCUUCUAAAAUAACCAAUCUAAUAAAGACUGUCGAAGAACAGAGAGAAGAGAUAAAAACAGUAAAGGUUGAGAACGAACUACAGCGAGAGGAGAUAAAUGCGAUCAAAGCUGAAAAUAAAGAACUGCGCUGUCUCCAUUCCAAGAUUGCUACGAAUCAAACUCCAUUCUAUUCAAAAGGAGAUAACGGAAUCCAGCAAAAACAUUCUGCCUUUGAACCACGUACUUCUUAUUGUGACAUUGUAAACGUAGACAUGCAAGAAAUUGAGAAUUCCCCAGGACUUACUGAGGACUUGUCAAACAAUAUUGCUUGUGAAAUGACUAGCAGCGCUACAGUCCCAACGAACCAUGCUGGUGAAAGUAAUCUAGUAGUGGUGAUCAAUACCGAAGAACAGCCAUCUUGCUCAAACGAUAUGAGGAAGAAUGAUGAUCACCCAACAUCUAAGACACUUUCAAAUGAAAAACUCAGAUCAAAACUAACGACAGACGGCUGA